Molecule: messenger RNA, 4282 nt
Organism: Klebsormidium nitens
Lineage: Eukaryota; Viridiplantae; Streptophyta; Klebsormidiophyceae; Klebsormidiales; Klebsormidiaceae
Source: the annotation of a GenBank genome assembly
GUGCUUUUCUGAAACCGGCCAAACCAUCACUCUGACAAAAGCUCGCAGAUCUGUCUCAGAAAGACAACCUGGAAGCGGCGUCUUGGCUUCGAGGAGCACACCUGUGUAACCCUCCGCUUAGACAGCCGCGUGGGAGGAAGCUGGAUGGUAAUUUGGCAGACGCUCAUCUCUCAUGAUAAGUAAAACGUGCGCUGUAAGUCUCCUCAGAGCGAGCAUUCUGCAGAUCAGCUAAACAUUUUAGCGGGAUCAAGACUGUGGGGAAAACAUCUACAGGCAGACAAAGCUCUUGCGAUUCCAGAACCUCCCCUCUAUCAGAAGUAUCUUACGCCCUAAACGCAACGAAAUUUGAAGUCUGCUUUCGAGAAGUUUGAGCAAUGCAGAGAGGUGUGGAGGUUUCAGAACAAACGAGGUUCUCAAGUCUCAAGCGGGAGCAUCAGCAGAGAAGGUUUCCAGCCUUCACAUGAUGCAACAAAGCAGACAGCAAAGGUCAUUCCUUUCCAGCAGAAAAAGCCCGCCUCUUCUCCUCCACCAAGGUAGCCUCUCCCCUCUGGCCCCUUGCCGACAUGGAUCCCCGCGGCCCCUCCCCAAAAAGGUUGCGCUUUGAAAGUCUCCGUGAGGAGGAGAUUGUCAUCCCCCGGAUCACAGAGUGGCAGUUUGAGACCCCGGAAGGAGCUGAGGAAGGGGAGAUCACGAGUGCGAGGCCCAGCAGCUCCCGACACAAUGUGGAUCUGCCGGCGCGCUUGCGCCCGAUCAGAUGGCGCAACAUUGGACGAAGCGCAAGGCGGGGUGGCCUCUGGAACCAGGUGCUCGAUUUCCUGGCUUGGGAAGCUGAUUGCAGGCGGUCGGGGGAAGGGAUAGAAGUCGAGCAGCGGCAUGAAAGCGGGAGGAGAGUGCAUCAGUCUGUGAGCAAUGAGGGGGAAGAGACGGGAGCACUGGGUGGCAUCGAGGCGUGGGGAGAGACGACCAGCGAUGGGCUCGACAGGGGGGAUGGAAAGGCGGCACCUUUCCUGUGCCCGCAACCACUUCCCAGCGGAAUGCUGGGGGUCGGAACAAAGGCGGGACCGGAUGAGGCGCGGGAGAUCCAGAGAGGCGGUUUUGAAGCACGGUCACAGUCAGAGAAGCGUCCGUCGACAGUCGAGUCGACGCUUUCACCCAGCCCCUUGGCAAACCCCGAGAAAGCUAGACCGGCUGCGCAUGGAGAGGGGGGCCCUAUCAGUGAAGCGGAGCUCUUGGGAGGUAUGAGCCCACAACAAGUGUCCGGCCUCGCGUCACCCACGCUCAAGGAACCCAAACAGCCCUCGGCAAGCCCAGCUGAAGCGUCCCCACUCAUACCCCCCCUGGCAACCAAUGGCACACCGGUCGAGGGGUUCCAAGCUGCAGAUGCAACGCCGGCCUCCGUGAAUACGGGGCCCUCAGGACCACAAACGGCGACUGAGAACGGAAGCCGGGAGGGGGUUUCUGGCAAUGCUGCGCCAGAGACUAUGAGCCGGGGGACGGCUGAGGUGUUUGAGGGGAGCAAGAUCGCCAAAGUAUCCCCUUGCGAGGUUGAGGCUGUGCAGGAUGUAAACCACGUGGAACAGUCAACAGCACCAGAAACAGCCGAGGCAGCUUCCCCAAAGACCGCAACAGACAUUCCCCAAGGUGCUGCCUUUGGAGCCGGACCAGGCAAUGGGAACCCUUGUAAGCUCGGGGCUCUGCACGAUGUGCACCACUUUGAACAGUCAAAGGCAUCAGCUUGCCUCAAGACUGCAGCGGACGGUCUCCAAGGUGCCACCUUGGGAGUCGGACAGGGCCCAGAAUUGUGUGGCGUAGGGGAAGGGGAUGAGGCUGGUACAAAGUCUGCGCCGACGGAAGGUUGCCAGCAGGCUGAGGCGUCGCGGUCUGGGGACACGCCUCCAGAAGAAGCUGCGCAGCCAGCCAAUGAGAUCGGGACAGGUGGCGCGAGUACGACCAGCCGGGCAAGCGUGGGAGACGGUCCCGUGGCGCACCCCGCUGAUUCGGUCGACGACUUGGCGCUUUCGGCCAGGAUUGCGGGAGCGCACAAGGGACCAGGGCAAGGUCGCUGCAAACCAAAGGGGCAAACAGGGGCACAGCAGCUGGGGGCAAGGGGGUCGGCCUCUGGAGCGGCGCGCUCAGGCGACUUGGCAGGAGGCGAAAGUGGUCUGCCAUGCAACGGAACGCCAUGCGACGGAGCUAAGGAAGGUGUACCCGGCAACAGCGGGAGUGCCAAUGUGCCCAAGGACCUGCCUGAGGUCCCGAACCAUGCGCCGCCUCUGCUCUGCCCACCCUCCAAAGACUGCCACGUGGCAUCGUCCGACCAAGGUGCAGUCAGCCCUACGGAAAGUGUUCACGCAAGAAUUCCGAAAGUGCCAAGUCGUUUGGAGGAGCAAACACAGAACGGAGACCUGCAGCAACUGGGAGCUCAACGACCCACUUUCGAGGCCCUGACCAGGGCGGCAAACCAAGGGGAAACAGGUGCCACGGACAGGCCGGUAUUAGGGGAGAUUCCUAGGCUGCCUCACCGCAACACACUUGCGGCAGAAGCGGACGAGGAAUCCGCUCGGAUCCCGAAACGUCCUAGAAGGGAAGAGUCGGAGGCAGCUCCCCACAAGGGGCCACGUGUCUCCCCCAGAGGGCCCGCUAAGAAAAUUGUCGAAACUCCCAACCCUGUCGGGGGUGAGUCUGAUGGGCAGGCACGCCAGCAACACAUCAGUGCGAGCCUGCCGCAGACGAUAGUUCCGGACCCCGCGAGUUCUGUGGCCCAGCCGUUCGUAGAUCCACUCUCAGUUGAGCUGACAUGGGGGGUUACGGGCGGCGAAAAGGACUGCGGGGCGGUGCCAAAUAACCUCUCGCAGCAAGGCGGCCCCUUAGCUCUCACCAACGAAGCUACGAGUCUGACUGAGGGGGGGCCAAAGUCGGAGGCCCUGCUUCCGGGGGGUUCUUCGCUGGAGCUUCCAGACAUGUCGGACGUGGAGCUAGCCGCUCUGCUGGAACACGUGCCCCUGCCGGACGGAGACGCGCCUCAUGCGGUUGACGGGAAUGAACCGGGGGGGCCGGAAGAGUGGUCCCUGUUGGGCCAAUCGCUUCUGGGGUCGUUCAAGAGCCUGCCGUGUCUGUUGACCGCUGCCCCCCCGGAAGUAACCGUCCCAGACACGCCCCGGAACCGGAGCCUCAAGCGGAGCUUUUCGGAGAUGGACGUUCUCACGGGGGCCAGGCAGGCGGAGCCAACCAUCAGGCCCCACGUGUCAAAGAAGGCGACGUUUGUCGUCACGGUUCCUGCCAAGCGAUUUCGGCCGUCCGUUGAGGCCAGAGUUGUGAUUCCCUCGAUGGAUGCUCCAACAGUCCUCGAGUCGACUCGAAACUGCAAUGAAACCGAAGAUUUGGACAGCCCCACGAUGUCAACGUCCUUCAUCGACCGCGACAUGGCGUUGUUCGGGCUCACGGGCCUUGGCACGUCUUUGGAGGAGGGACAACUGUCCCCCAAAUGUUGUCCUCCCGCGAAUGCGCCCACCCUGUCGAAACCCAGGAAAGGCCGAAAGCGUGCAACACGUUCCGUGGCCCUCGUUCCCUCUAGCUUCGCACUAACAAAGCCGAGAAACAAGAGGAAAGGCCGGGGUUCACCCGGCAAGCAAAAAUCCGAGGAGUUGGCGCUUGAUGAGGCACAAGAGGACUCACGCAGGGCCCUCUUGCUCGCCGAAAUUGCACGGGAGAUCAGCGAGCGGGAACGGGUGGUUGAGUCGGAGAGCCUCCUUCUCGACAGUCUUCAAAGAGCGCGGCGCAUCAAGCUCUGUGUAGAGACAAUUGACAUAAGAUAGCGCCUCAAGUCUGCUGGUUCUUCUCAGCAAAGCUUCCCCGGUAGCCUGAAACGGAAGAUGGUAGUGGCAUGCACGUGGUGGGUAUUUUAUAUAGGGAUUCGAUAGGGUCACUUGAGUCACCAACCGGAAGAGAACUUGGGGCAGCUAGGGGGUAGAGGAGGGCACAUGCAAUAAGAAGUGUAUUUGCCGUGAAUCCUUCAUUAAGCGAGCUUGACAGGGUUGAAUGUUGUGCACUAGCACGCUUCGUGUACUUUUCUAGUAUAUGGAUGGGGAGUGACGUCUAGGAUAAUCAAACAAUCGCUGAGUCGGACUCAUCCGAACUCGGACACAGAAUAGAGGACUGUGCGUGCGGCUAGCCCCCAGGUCGCAGAGUCCCGCACGUACCGCAACAGUGUAUUUUCUCCGCAAACUGGGGUAUUAUGAAUCUCAGUCUUGAUCUGACGCAAACAAAUACGACGAUACCGUAC